AUGGUCUCCAGCCCUCCAUCAUCACGAGCCAGUACAAAAUCGCUGAAAGUGGACGUUAAAUCUGAGACCAAUUUGAGCUCAUUGAGAGAAGGAGGAACAGUAGGACACAAACCUUCUCGAACAUGGUCAGUUUGGAGCAAGGACUCAGAUGACACAAGAAUUACAGCAGCUGCGGGAAACUCGAAAGCAAAGACCCAGGAGGAUAAACAGGCAGCGGUCUCAAGGAAUGUAGAGUCAGCAGCGAUCGAAGGCUCUUCUUCAAGGCCAAACAAGAACAUAGAGACAGAGGCAACCCCAUCAAGCCAGGUGCAAGAUAGUGAAGAGCGCACAAGCGCACAUGGACAAGAAGCUAACAACGAGUCAAAGAAUAGUUCUUGGUUUUUUUGGGGGAGAAGAUCGAACGCCAAUGAACAAGUUGUAGAAAAUGGGAAUGAAGAGCGAGUGGUAUCUUCUUCUGCUAGCACCAAUGUCAUGUCGAACAAGAUAAUACCUCACUCAACUUCCGAUGCGGUACUAUUGAAGAACAAAAAAGAUACCGAAAUUGCAGAAGAGGCAAGUUCUCAACUGCUCUCCGAACAAAAUCCUAAUAUUGUUGUUCCUAGCUUUGAUAUUCUGCCUCGACAAUCGACCUGGGCCUCACUAGGUUUUACAAUAGGUAAAAUUGCUCGCAGUUGGCACAUAUUGUCUGAUGGGAAUGUUCGACAAAGAUGUCUGUAUCAAAGAGGUCCUGAGGAAACUCUUCACAAGAUAUCAAAUGGAGGUCAAAAACCUAUAAGAGUGCUCAUCGUCGGAGUUCAUGGAUUCUUUCCAACAAAAAUGAUUAGACCGUUCAUCGGUGAGCCUACAGGAACGUCAAUGAAAUUUGUGUCAGAGGCAGAACAGGUUGUUUUAAAGUAUUUUCAAAAGCAUAAAAGACGUAUCGAGAUCAGCAAGAUAGCACUUGAAAGGGAAGGAGAAGUUAUGGAUCGUGUCAAUUUUUUCUUUGAUGUAAUGAAAAAUUGGACCAAGGAAUUGAAUCAGGCUGAUUUUAUUUAUUUCGUUGCACAUUCUCAAGGUUCUCCUGUGACAAUGUUGCUCCUCGGUCAAUUAAUUGAUAAUGGUAUCAUAAAAUUGGAAAAUACUAGUUUCUUCAAUGCCGAAGAUGUGCCAGUUUCGAGUAACAAGAAAGUUAUCUCUAUCUUGGCAAUGGCCGGGAUCAAUAAUGGUCCAUUUUAUGGCGCCGAUCAAACGUUAUUUGUCCGUGCUUACCAAACCAUCGAAAGAGAAUCAUUAAGAGAAUUAUUUCAGUUUCAAAAAUUCGACUCAAAUUUGUCAAAGCAGCUGUUACGCAGCAUAAGGAUUAUCAUAGGAAGUGGUAUUAAAAUCACAUUUGUGGGAUCUAUAAAUGAUCAACUGGUACCACUGUACUCGUCUACAUGUCUUUUCGUCAAUCAUCCCAACAUCUUCAGGGCAACUUUCAUUGAUAGAGGAUCAAGAACACCAGCUUUCAUUACACGACUUCUCAAUAUCGCUGGCUCACUGCUGGAUCUUGGAUAUGAUGAUCAUGGUAUAAUUAAAGAGAUCAGUUCAUCCUUAGCAGGUACUUUAACUGGAGGAGGGCAUUCAACUGUCUACAAUGAGGCACAAGUUUAUGAACUAGGUAUCAGGUUUGCCUUAGAGACUACUGAUCUUCAGGCAGAUGUUCCAGUCGAGUUCAAACCUUUUAAGCUAGAGCAAUUAAGCUCUAAUCCCUAUCACCUACCAUGGUGUAUGAGAGGUCUGCUGUACGAGACAAAUGCACAUUUGGAACCGGCGGAGGUUCCUUGCUUGUUCUCCGAAUUUGAAGAAUGGGAGCCAGAGACCAAACAAUUGAAGGAUGUCAAAUACAGAUUGAACGGUCUCAAGUCCAAACUGUGA
This is a messenger RNA of Torulaspora delbrueckii, 1896 nucleotides long. RefSeq lists its product as uncharacterized. The transcript has a single exon. Lineage: Eukaryota; Fungi; Ascomycota; Saccharomycetes; Saccharomycetales; Saccharomycetaceae. The record is from RefSeq and is a predicted model, not a curated record. The coding region runs from base 1 to 1896 and encodes 631 amino acids.